UGAACUUUUACCUCAACACACACACACACACACGCACAGACGCACGCGCGCAUACACAAGCGCGCGCGCACACACACACACACACACACACACACAUCCUGACACAGUCCCUCAGCGGCAACACGGUGCGCACGCUGCUCCCCAGCUGGAUGCAUUAUUUUUCUUCUUCUUGCUGUGGAUUUACUUUUAAAAAAGUUUCAGGGAUGAACUGAAGAGAUUCUGACAAUGAGACUGAGAGAGAUAUAAGUACAUAAAAAAAAAAAAAAAAAAAAAAAAAAACAGUUACUGCAGAAGAAGUCAGUAUUUCAAGACUGUUCCACAAUAUUAUUGGAGUUCGCGGUAUUUGGAUUUUUGGAUAUUUUCUCCUGAAUAUCGUAUCGGAUCCUGAUUUUUUUAAAAGAUAUUUUUAAACGAAAUUUUGUAUCAUCUAAUUUUUUUUCUUUGGGAUGUUGAGUUCCGUGAAAAUGGAAAGUCAUGAAAUACCGGAGUGGAGCGGAUUUUACAGCGAGGCUAGUGAGAUGUAUUCCUCUGCAAGUGCCAUGAAUUCUGUGAGUAGCCUGAACAGUUACAUCAACCUGAACCCAGCUGGCUCGAGCACCAGCAUGAACAUGGGAUACGGAAACCCGGGUCUGAAUGCCAUGGGAGGAGCAGCCAAUCACAUGAACCUGGGCACCUCUUUAAACACAAGCUCAUUAACCCAAUUAAGCCCUUCAGCUUCAUCCUUGGCUCCACUUUCUCACUACCAGAGCAUGAAUCAGCCGAUCUCUCAGCUCAGUUAUCCAUCUCCACCAGCACUGAACCGUGCUAAAGAAGUGCCCAAACCAUAUCGCCGCUCUUUGACCCAUGCCAAACCGCCAUACUCAUAUAUCUCACUGAUCACAAUGGCAAUCCAACAGUCAAGCAACAAGAUGCUAACUCUGAAUGAGAUCUACCAGUGGAUCAUGGAUCUGUUCCCAUACUACCGUGAGAACCAACAGCGCUGGCAGAAUUCAAUCCGCCACUCGCUCUCUUUCAAUGACUGCUUCGUUAAAGUUGCACGUUCACCUGAUAAGCCUGGGAAAGGCUCUUACUGGGCGCUGCAUCCCAACUCAGGCAACAUGUUCGAGAAUGGAUGCUACCUGAGGCGCCAGAAGCGCUUCAAAAUUGAAGACAAGCCAGGGAAAAAGGGAGGGGGAAAGUCUCAGGAUGGCGUGAACUCUAAACAUGGGAACAGCGAAGGUGUGCAGGAGGAGCGAAGCCCUGCUACAGGUUCAUCUGACGGUGCUGAUUCUGCCCAAUCUGAUGUUUCUCAUCCAGGCUCUGCAUCUGAAGAGCAGCAAAUGAGUCUAGCACCACUUGAGGGUCCACCUCAAAGUGUUAUUCCAUCCUCAAUGCCGCCUUCUGGAUCGCAUCUGCACUCCGAGGGCAUGAACACGAGUCCUCAUCUGCUCUCCAAUCCAAUCCAGCAUCAUCACCUUGAUUUGCAGAAUGACCCGCUCAAGUCCAUGGACCCGCAGUACAACUUCAACCACCCAUUUUCCAUCACAAACCUCAUGUCUAACGAGCAGAAAAUGGAGCUCAAGUCAUAUCAGGAUCAUGUCAUGGCCUACAACGGCUACGCUACUUCCUCACCCGUAGCCGCCAAACAGAUCUAUGAUAGCGCUGGUCCCUCAAGCAUCGAUUCAGGUGGCUAUUACCAGACCCUCUACAGCAGGUCUGUGCUUAAUGCGUCCUAGAGAGGUGUUUUUCAUAGAUUUUUGUUGGACGAAUUAAGUUGUAAGAAAACCUUUGAUUGGUAGCAAACCGCUAACACAAUGGAAACAGGACUUUUAUUUUUCUGUCUCUGGCUACAUUUGUUGAAAUUCAUAGGAGUGUCAUUGCAUUCGGUAAAAGCAGAGUCUGUAUAUAUAUAUAUAUAUAUAUAUUUUUUUUUUUUUUUACAAAUUACAGUGCUUACCAUGCCCCUCACCCUAAACUUAACCUUUCUAAGUUUCCACACUAGUUGGACUGUAAAGACAACUUGUGAAAGCAGAUUUUAUAAACUCCUCAAACCCCUUAGUCAAAGGUAGUCAAUCAGCCAAGACAUGUUUGGGGUCUGAUGUCUGCGUUGUUAUUUUUGCAUUGGAGCUACAGGUCUAACAAAGCUAACAGUUAAGGGAAGCUUAUAGCCUCCAGUUUAGCAGCAUACAAACUGCAUGUUGUGUCUUUUUCUUCCUCAGCACAUAGUUGGAUAUCACUCCACAUGAGCAUCCGACUCUGGUGGGAGGUAUUGGCUAUAGUUUGAAGGCGAUAUUAUAUGUUAGAAGUUAUAUAAUUCAAGUUAUUUGUAUAUUUAAUGUUUUAAUACAGAAUUAGUCUGUCUCUUUUUUUUUAUUUUUUAAAUGUUUACGUACAAAUGGUGUUACUGAGCCAAACAAGGUCUAUUAAGGUGAGUGCUAAACUGGUACCUCCGUUAGUAACAUUAAAGUCUUGGCUGAACAACUAUAUUUGUAGUAAGGGGAUAACUGUACAUUACAUUCUUGACCAAAUUGUACAUUUAACAGCCUUACUGACUUGGGGUGAACAUACAGAAACUGGUAUACCAAUAACACACACCUUCACACAUAGGCCAGUCUGACGAACCUACACACAAAAAAUCGAUUUUAUUGAACCUUUGGCCUUUUUAAUGUCAGAGCCUUUUGCUAAACAGGAGGAUGAGAUACAAACGCAAAAUGUGUAUAUACACUGUCUGUGGCGUAAGGGGAAAAGCCAUUUAUUUAUGAAGGGAAGAAAAUUAAUAUAUCUUAUUUUUCUUUUUUUGUGUUUUGGGAUUAUUAUGGGUGUAUAUUUGUGUGUGUGUGUGUGUGUGUGUGUGUGUGUGUGUUGAAGUAACUAUGUUGCUACAGUACAGUCUCAUGUUACAGCAUAGCGUGGCGUUCCUGUUAGUUUGUAUUGCUUCAUGUAUAAUGAAAUUUUUUUUUUAAUUAUGCCAAAAAUUUUUUAAGUCUAUGCCUUUAAACAAACUGUGGUAAACAUUUUGGCUCAAAGCCCUUUUUUUAGUAAUUAAACUCAGUCUUAAUAAUAAGGAAAAAAUGGUUCUGUUAUCAUUUGUAUGCCACAGCAAAGAUGUUUAUAUUGAAAAUAGUUACAAAGUACUAGGCAUGUGCCGAUACUACAUUUUAAUUUGAAAAUAAUCUCCUGUCCUUGUAUCCAAAUUUGUAAUAUUCUCAGUAAUGGGUCUUAUUUAUUAAGCUGAAUAUGAGUUAAUUUAUUGGUAAAUUGUUUGUAGGAGCAUUUACACAACAAUGUGGUAUUCAUGAAAAUCCAGUUUGUUUGAAAAACUAAAAUGUGUGUAAUUUCAUAUUAAUAAAGAUGUGUGUAAUUUCAUAUUAAUAAAGAAAGCUAAACAAAUUGAAUCGGUAACCUAGGUUAACCUAGACUAAUCUAGGCAUUAGUCUAUUAACACAAAAUAAAUGGCAUUCUUUAAAAGGAGCAACCAUUAAUCUGUAGUCUGUGCCUAUGUUAGUCAAUGCGCUGCAGUGGCUGAGCUGCUUUACUGGAAGAUUUAAUGUACACAAUACAAGACCAUUUAAUCGUAGUUUUGUGGGCAUCGCUAGACAUGUGUCUGCUGUGUCAUAAAUGCACUCGAUACUUUACAGGUUAUUGGCAUUUAUCAACAUAUGCAUGUAAGUAUAAAGUUAUUCAGGGUUAUUAAAUUAAACUAAAAAUCUGGUGGGAAUUUUCGGUUCGGUUUGACCUAUGAAAAAAAUUAACAAAUCGUUAUCAAAAAAUUAAUAAACAAGGCCCACUGUCUCUAAAAAUGUCUGUUGGUAAUCCACUAUUUAGUAUUCAGCUUCAUCAUAACAAAUUGUGCAUGUAAUAUUCAUUGGCUUGCUAGCUGCUCAGCUCAAACACGCUGAACAUUUAAUUUAAAUUAGCUUAUGUAACAAGGUUUACUAACAUCACUGACUAACUAAUGCCAGCUACACAUACAGCUUGUCAGCUCAUGUUACGUUUGGUAGCUAGAUACAACUAUGGUGAGCAAUGUCUUGUGAUUUUCCAACACAAGUAUAGCUGCUAAUUCCAACAGGAAAGAAAAUUUAAACAUGUUAUUUGAGACAGAAAACUCCCAACUGUAAAGAUAUUUCUCACUUGGAGACUAGUCUCAUAGCUAGCAAGAUAAAAGUAAGCUAAAUAUCUAAAUAUAACCAUAGGAAUUACUUCUUUCAAUCUAUGAAAACAAGUAUUUUUAAGUGUCAGUGCAUACAAGGUCGUGCCUGAAUAUCAUUUCGUAUAACUGAUUAUCAGCACAUGCUUGCAAAGAGCGGUGAAGUUCAUUUACACACAGUACUUUGCACUAGUGACCCCCUUUUUUAAAUGAUGGGGCACAGUCAAUUUGUUACAACAUAGCCUUGUAACUACUUUAUUUUACACAAAAGAGGCAAAUCAAAUUGAUGACAUCAUGCUAACGUGUCACUUGUUGAUCAUUCCAGACUUUUGACAAGUUUUUCUUUCCUGUUGUGUCAGAAUAAGUGGUUUGGAGUGAGAGAAAAAAAACCCAUUUCAGGUCAGAAAUGUGUUAAUGUUGUGUUAUUGUUUAUUUAAACUCUUUGCUUUAAGUCUUCAAAGAGAAAUGCAUUAAUAUAUGUGUAUAUAUUAUAUAUAUUGGUACAAAAAGGUUGUUAUAUAGUGUGUUUGUCAUGUUCUUUUCUUAUUAAAAAACAAAGCUUGGGG
Messenger RNA from Ictalurus furcatus (blue catfish), 4692 nucleotides. RefSeq names its product forkhead box A3 (gene foxa3). The record is from RefSeq and is a predicted model, not a curated record. Lineage: Eukaryota; Metazoa; Chordata; Actinopteri; Siluriformes; Ictaluridae. The coding region runs from base 447 to 1715 and encodes 422 amino acids. The transcript is spliced from 2 exons. Gene Ontology annotation, molecular function: protein domain specific binding; DNA-binding transcription factor activity, RNA polymerase II-specific; transcription factor binding. Gene Ontology annotation, biological process: anatomical structure morphogenesis; regulation of transcription by RNA polymerase II; cell differentiation.